Durio zibethinus is the source of this 3233-nucleotide messenger RNA. NCBI's taxonomy places the organism in Eukaryota, Viridiplantae, Streptophyta, Magnoliopsida, Malvales, Malvaceae. The record is from RefSeq and is a predicted model, not a curated record.
CCUCUCUAUAUAUUCGUACGGACACUCUCCGAUCACUCUUAAGAGAAAAAAUAAUAAUAAUAAUAAGAACGCUCCCUUCUCCUAAAUGUUUCUACGAUCUUCUGCCAUUAAAAUUUUUAUCCCCAAAUCCUGAUCCAUUUUCCCAAUUUUUUAAAACCCUAAUCGACAUUAAUCCAGAUCUAAACCCUUGAUCAUCACAGAUUAAUCACUUUGAUCUUCUCUAAUCUCAGAUUUGGAUUUUUUUGAUUGAAAAAAGGUGGAAAAGAGAGAGGAAAAGGGAGGGAAUGACAACUCCUAUGCCACCAGGGGCACCAAGGCAAGCCCCGUCCCAGACUCACAAUCCAAAUUUCCCGCAAACAAACGAUUCUUUAUCAGAUAAUUUGCAGAAGUUGAAUAUCUAUAAGCCAUCUUCACUCCCCAAUUCAGCCCCUACUUUUCCCCCAUCUAUAAGAUCACCACCAACCUCCUCUAACUCAUCUCCUUCACCGCCAAUUUGCCGCCCUGGUGCACCACCUCCAGGGCUGGUUCCUGGACCCAGUGUGCCUCCAAAUGUGGAUUCGGUUAGGCCGCCAGGUGGACAGCCAUUGUCUUUUGGGACUAGACCACCUCCAGGGUCUUUACCUUCUUCAAUGGGUGGUGGUCUGGUCAUCAGUCCACAGGGUGCAAGUGCAACCGGACUAGGUGCUCGACCAAGAGCUUUUGGUGGUUCUGUUAGAAAUGGUCCACCUGUUGGGGUGCCCCCACCAAUGAUGGUGACAGUUAGGUCUCCUGGUCAGGCUCCUAUGCAAUUGGUUUCGCCAUUUUCGGCACCAUUGGCUGCUCCUUUUGGGACACAGACAUGGGCACCUAGUCAGAUGGCUCCACCUACAGCAGCAUCUGGCGCUGUUCAACCACCUAGAAUGUUUGGAAUGGCACCACCACAAUCAAACCAAUUAUUACCUGCCAUUGAUCAAACUGGUGCUAGUCUGGAAGACUCAUGGAAGACUAAUUCAAAUCAAGUUCCAAGGCCCACUCCAAGUUCCUCUAUAACUCUGUAUGACACUUGUCAAGGCAAUGGGGUCAAUCUUCCUCCGCCUGCAACUAGUGAUUACAUUGUCAAAGACACUGGAAACUGCAGUCCACGCUAUAUGAGAUGCACAAUCCUUCAGAUUCCUUGUACUGCUGACCUUUUAACAAAUUGUGGCAUGCAAUUAGCCUUGUUGGUUCAGCCUUUGGCCCUUCCUCAUCCAUCUGAGGAGCCCAUUCCGGUUGUGGAUUUUGGAGAGAAUGGUCCAAUUCGAUGCUCUCGUUGCAAAGGCUACAUCAACCCUUUCAUGAAGUUCACUGAUCAUGGCAGGCGGUUCAUUUGCAACUUUUGUGGGUUUAUUGAUUACACUCCCCAUGAGUAUCAAUGCAAUCUAGGUCCAGAUGGUAGGCGUAGAGAUGCCAAUGAGAGGCCUGAGCUGUGUAGGGGAACUGUUGAAUAUGUUGCUACAAAGGAAUAUAUGAUGCGAGAUCCAAUGCCUGCCGUGUAUUUCUUUCUCAUUGAUGUUUCCAUGAAUGCAAUACAGACUGGUGCAACUGCUGCAGCAUGUGCUGCAAUCAGCCAAGUCAUUUCUGCUUUUCCUGAAGGUCCUCGGACAAUGGUGGGAAUUGCAACAUUUGACUCAACUAUCCAUUUUUAUAAUUUGAAACGUGCACUGCAGCAGCCAUUGAUGCUGAUUGUUCCAGAUGUGCAGGAUGUUUAUAUUCCUCUUGAAACUGAUGUUGUUGUUCAUCUUUCGGAGGCUGCUUUCUUGGCAAUUAAGAGUUCUGGAGGGAAACUUUUGGUAUUUCAGUCAGUCCUACCAUCAGUUGGCAUAGUAGCACUUUCAACUCGAGAUGCUGAAGGAAGAGCUAACAUCUCUGCAGGAGAAAAGGAGGCUCAUAAACUGCUCCAACCAGCAGACAAAACUUUAAAGACAAUGGCAAUUGAAUUUGCUGAGUGCCAGGUCUGCGUGGAUGUAUUUAUCACUACCCAGACUUACGUAGAUAUUGCUUCCAUCUCUGUCAUCCCAGGAACUACAGGAGGGCAGGUUUAUUACUAUUACCCUUUCUCAUCCAUUUCUGAUCCGGCAAAACUUUACAAUGAUCUUAGAUGGAAUAUUACAAGGCCCCAAGGCUUUGAAGCAGUGAUGCGUGUGAGAUGCAGCCAGGGCAUAGACGUGAAAGAAUACCACGGGAACUUUUGCAAGCGCAUUCCAACAGAUGUUGACCUACCAGGGAUAGACUCCGACAAAACUAUUAUGGUAACAUUAAAACAUGAUGAUAAACUGCAGAACGGAUCAGAGUGUGCUUUUCAGUGUGCUCUUCUUUAUACCACUGUGUACGGCCAAAGAAGAAUCCGGGUUUCAACUUUGUCUUUGCCAUGCACAAGAAACUUAGCUAACUUGUUCCGAGCAACCGACUUAGAGACACAAUUUGUAUGUUCUUUGAAGCAAGUGGCAAAUGAAAUACCUUCUACUCCACUCUUGCAAGUACGGGAACAAGUGACAAGUAUCUGCAUCAAUAGAUUGCUUGCAUACCGUAAACUUUGCACCACAGCAACAACAUCCGGGCAGUUUAUUCUUCCUGAAGCGCUAAAGCUUUUGCCUCUAUACACCCUUGCACUAACUAAAAGCACUGGAUUGCAAAUUGAUGGGAGAAUAGAUGAUCGGUCUUUUUGGAUCAAUUAUGUUUCCCACAUAUCUACUGCUUCAGCAGUUUGCCUAGUGCUCCCACGCAUGAUUGCUGUUCAUAACUUGGAUCUCUAUAAACCGGAGGAGAAUGAAUCUGUUAUUCCUCCAAUACUUCCUCUUUCAAGUGAAUAUGUGAGUGAGGAGGGCAUAUAUCUUCUUGAAAAUGGUGUUGAUGGCUUAAUAUACAUUGGGAGCUUGGUGGAUCCAGAUAUAUUGCGACAACUAUUUGGCAUUUCUUCAGUUGACAAAACACCUACCCAGUUUGUACUGCAGCAAUAUGAUAAUCCAUUAUCGAAGAAGCUAAAUCAUGUGGUGAAUGAGAUACGGCGCCAAUGGUGCUCCUACCUACGAUGGACUUUGUGCAAAAAAGGAGAUCCAUCAGGAAUGUUGUUCUUCUCUUAUUUGGUUGAAGACUCGAAUCCGAAGGGCAGUCAAUCCUAUUCCGAGUUUUUGGCAUAUAUCCAUCGGAGCAUUCAAUCAAGAAUGACUUGAUCAUUCAUUGGGUGUUAGCAAUUCAAAAUGACGAGGGAAAAACAA